AUGGCUGUGAUUAAGGUGGUGGGGUACCUGGUAGCGGCGGCGGUAGUGGUAUCGGCCACGUCUCCCCCACAGAGUCCAGCCCCUGCAGCCCUCCUUGACACACCUCUCCUUCAGGAAGAAUCUCACACCUUCGUCCAGACACCUCAACACCCUGACCCUCACCUUCAGUUCAGCUCCGACGAGGCCUACCCAACCAGCCUCGAACAUGGUCAGGCGUUCAGCACACCACCAGGGCAGCACCACGGUCGGGAAUCUGAAGGACAGUCAGGGCAAGACGGAAGAGGGACAGACCUCAAGAACUAUAGAGUACAACAGACUCAAGACCAGACACACGAACAAGGACAGCCGUACAGACAGGAAGCCUUUGGCAGUCAGAUUGAUGGCCAGGGACCCCAGCAGGAAGACCUUCAAGACCAGACUGUAGGAGCAGACACCUUCUCAUCUGGGUCCUUUCAGAGAGGCCAGGCCGAGUACCCGAAGAUCCCUGGUGUCAGCAAGGGAGUGUCUGCUGCAGGUGUUGGGGUGCAGGGAGAGGCCAGCCAGUCCUUCAGGAGGAACUUCCGCGGCGGCGACAGUGACCAGCAACAGGAAGUACCAUCAACACUAUCCAGCAGGCCUCGAGGGGCAGCAGUGUCAAGGGGCAGCCACAAGUACGACGAAGAUGAACAACACGAAGAUGAACAAGACAACCUGAAGAUGGGGAACUACGAGUACUCUUACAACAUCCGCUCUGAGGAGACCGGUGACAUGAAGUUCCACCAGGAGACCCGAGAUGGAGGCAAGGUGGUUGGGGAAUACCGUGUGAAGGAGGCUGACGGUACCAUGCGUGUGGUCAAGUAUUCAGCUGAUAAGGACAACGGCUUCCAGGCUACGGUGGAGUAUGUGUCUGACCACGAGGAACCUGAAUACGGGGCACGGAUGAAAGGGAACAGCCAGAAGGGUCGUCAGGAACAGAGGAACACUUUCGAGUCUUCACGAAAUGGUCAUGGAUCAAGUAGUACACGUUCCAGAAGUCGUUUCCAGAGCUCCAGAACUCCCCAGUAUUCCCAGAACCAGGAUUCCAGAGCGUCUCAGUUCCAGGGCUCUAGAGCCUCUCAGUUCCAGGAUUCCAGACCGUCUCAGUUUCAGGACUCCAGAGCCUCUCAAUUCCAGGACUCCAGAGCCUCUCAAUUCCAAGACUCCAGAGCCUCUCAAUUCCAGGACUCCAGAGCCUCUCAAUUCCAGGACUCCAGAGCUUCUCAGUUCCAGGGGUCUAGAGUUUCACAGUUCCAAGACUCCAGUUCCUCAUCCAGACAAGAUUUUUCUGCCCGGGUACCUUUCUUGCACAGAAACACUGCAGCUGCCCGGUCAUCAGAAGUGAGUGACAGGUCUCAGUUCGCCGCCAUCCCUGGUCAUCAAGACACACCCAGGGUCCCACAAGGAUCCUCAAGGGGCAGCGAGCGGCCUUCUGGGUUUUCUCAAGACUUGCAGAGUUUCCAACAAGAAAAUGCAAAACUUCGUCCGGAUACACAAGAAUUCCGGCAGAGACCUGGAGCCUUUGUUGACAACUUCCCAGAGGCUGAAGGCCAGGCAACUAGCACGAACUUCAAUAACCAACAUCAACAAUCCCUCAAGCAGGAGCAGUCUAGAGGCAGUACUCAACAAGACUUCCAGGGUCAGUUCAAAACUCACGUCAGAGAUAAUUCCCAAACCCAAAAUAGGGAACAAUUUCGAUCACAACACAGAAAUAGGUUCCCAAGUACAAUUAGGAGGCAGCCUCUAACAGAAGCCAAGAAUCAAUUCCAAUCACAGAAAGGAGGUCAGCUGGAUGGUGACAGUAGAGGCCAGUACCAGACUCCAAGGAGCAAGCAGUUCUCCCUGACCCAAGAGAGAAACCGAUUCCGGAUCCAAGACAGUCAGUUCCAGGCCCAAGACAGGAGUAAUUUCCAAGGUCAAGACAGUCGGUUCCAGGCCCAAGACAGGAGUAAUUUCCAAGGUCAAGACAGUCAGUUCCAGGCCCAAGACAGGAUUAAUUUCCAAGGUCAAGACAGUCAGUUCCAGGCCCAAGACAGAAGUAAUUUCCAGGGUCAAGACAGUCAGUUCCAGACUCAAGACACAAGACAGUUCCAGACCCAAGGUGGCAGACAGUUCGACACUCAAGAAGAGAGUCAAAUGUACAGACAAGACAGCCAGCAGGAAGUUCUAGAAGGAAGAAAUCAAUUCCAAACCCUGGAGAGAGAGCAGUUCCAGAGCCAAGACAGGAGGCCCUUCCGAACCCAAGACAACAGGAGAUUCCAAACUGAAGCUGGAUCACAGUACCAAUCUCCAAACAGAGGUCAGUUCUCUAGCCAAAAUAGAGACCUGUAUCUUAACCAAAGAAAUGAACAGUUCCAGUCAAGGGCUCAGGGUCAACUUCAAACCCAAAGUGAUAGCCAGUUGAAGAGUCAGAGGAGGAGGAAAUUUCAAUCGCAGUUAAUUGAUGACUAUGAAACCAGAAGGAGAAAUCCGUCCUUACCGCAAAAUAAAGUUCAGUUGCAGGAUUCACUUCAAGGAACUCGUUUCCAAGGGCAAAAAAAUUACCAAUUUGAUCGUCAACAAACAGCAACAACAGGUGACAAUACUUAUGACAACAAAAGAUAUUCUGAUGAUUCUCUAAGUUCAACCAUUGACCAAAGUGAGUAUCCCACCAGACGUUAUGGAACCGGGAUCCAACGUCAGACUAUCGUUGGUGAUGGUGUAUAUCCAAAGACUAUCGGGAACCAACGGUAUGGUGCAAGAGAUACCGUGAUUCUUGAACCUCAUCCACCACAAAGAAGAAAUUUCGCACCCGUGAAUAGUGAUAAUUCUCGAUCAUCCAAUUAUCACCAGCAGGAUGUACCUCAAAUAGAUUCCAUUGAUCAGAGAGCUCAAGCCCAAACAGAAGCUGACACCCUACAAGAUGGCACUUUCCAGGCGAGUGUGAAAUACUCUGAUCGAUCUUCACAGCACGUACAGACACCAAAACUAAGCCAAACAACCAACUUCCAGAGUCGGCAGCAAUCCACCAACCAGGAACAAGUUGCUCCAAGUGAGAGGUUCCAGGCUUCCAAUUCUUUAAGAGAACGCCACCAAGACGAUCGUAACCAGCCCUUGUCAGUAUCGCCACAGUUUCAGAAUGAAGAUGUGACACAGACCUCACAGAACCCAGCUGCCCCCACCGAAGCCAAAUUUUAUGGCCCUAUCCACGAAGAAGAAACUCCCAGAAGACCUCAGGUUAGCGCUUCAGUCUUACAACGAUCCAACUUCCAGACGGUAGCAGAGCCUCACCCACAAGCCUAGAGUGACAUGUAACAUUAUCCCUAUGUGCAGAACUCACCCUGUCAGUUAGUUCAUUUGUGCAGGAAUUCCUUUUCAUACAUCUUUCCAGUCAAUAAGCAUGGGCCUUUACUUGCAUUCUUUACACAUAGAGCCUUUCUUAACUAUGCACAGAGCCUCUUUUUUAGUAUCCAUAGAGCCUUUCUUUCCCUACAUAGAGCCUCCAGAUCCUCUCAUACAGUCAUUAUACAUACGUCCUCCUUAGUUCUAAACCCAAGAAAUACUUUAAGUCAUUCUAUGUAGAACAGCAGCUUCGGAUUACGCAAUAUAGGGCAUUUCUUUUCAGUCAGUUCGUGUAUAAACUUCCUUCCCAGACAGGCUUCAUAAACUAAUAAAAAAAAUACUGUACAAUUUUACGACAGGAAACAAUAAAUAAUAAGUAUGUAAA
This is a messenger RNA of Homarus americanus (American lobster), 3721 nucleotides long. RefSeq names its product filaggrin-like. NCBI's taxonomy places the organism in Eukaryota, Metazoa, Arthropoda, Malacostraca, Decapoda, Nephropidae. The transcript is spliced from 5 exons. Bases 1 to 3297 code for a protein of 1098 amino acids. The record is from RefSeq and is a predicted model, not a curated record.